GUGUACCAGUUAACAGUCGAGUCUCCACUAAAAUCCAGCAGCUUCUGAAUACACUGAAGCGGCCGAAGAGGCAGCCGCUCAAUGAAUUCUUCGUGGACGAUUUUGAGGAGAUCAUAGAAGUGCCCCCUCCUGACCCUCACCAGCCGAAACCUGAGGGGCGGCAGCUGACACCGGUCAAGGGGGAGCCCCUGGGGGUGGUGGGGAACUGGCCAGCGGAUUUGGAGAGUGCCCUGCAGCGCUGGGGAACCACUCAGGCCAAAUCGCCCUGCCUGACCACACUGGACACAAGCGGCAAACCCGCCUACACACUGACCUACGGGAAGCUCUGGACCAGGAGCCUGAAAGUGGCCUAUACGCUGCUCAACAAGCUGGGGGUCAAGAACGAGUCGGUGGUGAAGUCGGGGGACCGGGUUGCCCUUGUUUACCCCAACAGUGACCCGGUUAUGUUCCUGGUGGCGUUUUGUGGCUGCCUGUUGGCCGAGGUGGUGCCGGUUCCCAUCGAGGUUCCCCUGACCAGGAAGGAUGCCGGUGGUCAGCAGAUUGGUUUUCUCCUGGGCAGUUGUGGAGUUCGCCUGGCGCUGACCAGCGAGUCCUGCCUGAAGGGGCUGCCGAAAACUCAGGCCGGAGAGAUCACCCUCUUCAAAGGUUGGCCUCGGUUGAAGUGGGUGGUCACUGACUCCAAGUACCUGUCCAAACCGAGCAAGGACUGGCAACCGAUGGUCAAACCGGCCGGGAGUGAAGCGGCUUAUAUCGAGUAUAAGACCAGUAAAGGUGGCAGCGUGAUGGGGGUGUCCAUUUCCCGACUCGCUCUCCUGCAGCACUCCCAGUCCCUCACUCAAGCCUGCGGCUACAACGAAGGUGAGACCUUGGUCAACGUCCUGGACUUCAAGAAGGAUGUGGGUCUUUGGCACAGCGUACUGACCAGUGUCAUGAACAGGAUUCACACCAUCAGUGUUCCCUACUCUUUGAUGAAGACUGCUCCCCUCUCAUGGGUACAGAGGGUCCACGCACACAAAGCCAAGGUUGCCCUGGUGAAGUGCCGGGACCUACACUGGGCCUUGAUGGCACAUCGAGACCAGAGGGACGUCAGUCUCAGCUCCCUCCGGAUGCUCAUCGUCGCUGAUGGAGCCAACCCCUGGUCAGUCUCCUCCUGCGAUGCUUUCCUGAACGUCUUCCAGAGUCACGGCCUGAGGCCAGAGGUCAUCUGUCCGUGUGCGACCUCACCGGAAGGACUGACUGUGGCUAUCCGCAGGCCUGGGCAGCAAGGGGCACCGGUCCCUGGGCGCGCAAUUCUCUCCAUGUCCGGACUGAGUUACGGAGUGAUCCGGGUGAACACAGAGGAAAAGAAUUCAGCGCUGACCGUCCAGGAUGUGGGCCAUGUGAUGCCUGGAGCGACCGUGUGCAUCGUGAAACUGGAAGGAGCGCCUCAGCUCUGCAAAGCGGACGAGAUCGGCGAAAUCUGCGUCAGUAACCGUGCCGGCAGCUGCUCGUACUACGGACUCCCAGGAUUGACCAAGAACGUCUUCGAGGUAUUCCCCAUCACUGCUUCAGGAGCUCCUGUUGGUGAAUAUCCCUUUAUUCGAUCUGGGUUACUCGGGUUCGUGGGUCCG
This is a messenger RNA of Carcharodon carcharias (great white shark), 1610 nucleotides long. RefSeq names its product disco-interacting protein 2 homolog B-like. NCBI's taxonomy places the organism in Eukaryota, Metazoa, Chordata, Chondrichthyes, Lamniformes, Lamnidae. The transcript has 14 exons. The record is from RefSeq and is a predicted model, not a curated record. The annotation marks the transcript as partial.